Molecule: messenger RNA, 700 nt
Organism: Sitophilus oryzae (rice weevil)
Lineage: Eukaryota; Metazoa; Arthropoda; Insecta; Coleoptera; Curculionidae
Exons: 2
Coding region: 60-659 (199 amino acids)
Source: RefSeq, a predicted model, not a curated record
GGUAUUGAGCAAACAAUACGUGUCUAAAAAAUUUAUCUGUCACACAUGAAAGCUAGAAAAUGGAAUCGAAAAAGCAAUUUAAAGAGGAAAGCAACAAUCUAAUAAAAAUUAACAAUGAAGACAGAUCUUCCAUCUCUAAUUUCGAAGACCAGUUUGAUUUCAACACACAAACCGAGAAUCUAUUGAAAGAAAACGUCGGUAACAAGGCCUUUGAGAAUAUCAAAAAUAUCUUUGAAAAAACUCAGACUAUUAAAAAAGUUGCUGACAUUAAACACCAAGAAAUACAGACACAGUUCAAGGAACUCAGGGAGAGAUUAAGCCAAAGCUCUGAAUGUCUUCAACGAAUGAAAAACGGAAUUGAAAACAUAAAAUUCUCCUACCAAUCGAAAAUCUACGAUAUGCAACAAUCCCUAACACCAGGCGACUUUUUUGAUCCCGAAAAAAACCCUCUGCAGACAAAGGAAGACAUGGCAAGACACAUGGAAGAAAUCAAGGACAAAAUCGAGAAAAUUCAAAAGCAAAUCAGUGCACACAAAGAAAAACAAGAAAAAGUUACCAAGAGUUACGUGGAGGCUUUCGAAAAUGUGUCUCAAACUUUAAAUUGUAUAGAUAACGGAACAUAUAGCUCAUGUAAUGUUGAAAAUGUAAAUAAAGAAUAGUAAUUUCGUUUCUAUACAGUACUUACCCGAAUAGGGACAUA